AUGGCUGCUUCUCCAACGCUCGCUAUUCGGGCGCCAGGAUCGCCUCCAUCUAUCAAGCAGGAACCUUUGACUGUUGACGCAACCCCAAACUUCAAGAUCUCUGCCGACUCUGCGUUGAAUGGGUCUAGUGCUGAUGCUCGGGCUGCUGACAACGAACGCCCACCCACUACUGCAUCUCCUUCUCCGACUGUCCAGGAGCCAGAGUCCAAAGAGUCCAAUGCUCGAGGCGGUAGUGUUGCUGACUCCAGUGGUGCCGGCAAAGGCGACUCUUUUCGCGACAGACAGGCCAAGCCCAACAAGGUCUACAUUGGUGGCCUACCUACGAAUACCCGAAUCGAGGAUCUGCGUUCUUGCUUUGGCAAAAUAGGGACAAUAGUUCAAAUUGAACUGAAGAUUGGUUAUGGCUUCGUUGAAUUCGAUAGCACCGAAGCCGCAGAAGAAAGCGUUGCGAAGUACAACGAAGGCUACUUCAUGGGUAACAAAAUUCGUGUUGAAAUAUCCCAUGGCGGCAGGGCCACACGUUCAACCGCUGAAGCCGGAACGUGCUUCCGCUGCGGUGACAAUGGCCAUUGGGCAAGGGAGUGUCCCAAUGCCCCGCCUCCCGACGCAAGAGAAUCUCAUAGCCGUCGCUCUGAGCCUCCUCUUAUUGACCGGAUUCAAAGGGACUAUCCGCCUCCUAGAGACCAUCCCUCAUAUCGUGAUGACUAUGGACCAUCUGGACGACUUCCACCUCCUCCAAGGGACUCUAGGUACUAUGACUAUCCUCCUCCUCCUUCGAGGGACUACCGUAGGCCAGUGUCACCUGCAAGGGACUAUCGAGACUAUCCACCGCCUCCCCCGUCUAGCCGCGGUAGGGACUACGACGACUAUCGACGUGCUCCUCCUGUACAUGAUCGUGAUAGAUAUCCUCCCCCUCCCCCUUCUGACUAUCGUGGCAGCCGAUAUCCUCCUCCGCCUGACAGUUACCGUGGCUAUGCUGCUCCUCCAGCAUCCUACCCUUAUGACCGAUAUGAGAGAAGAUCUGUGGAUCGCUAUGUAGGGCCUCCUGCUCCUCCUCUUACUCCAGUAGGACGCCCGCGUACUCCCCCUCGCCAUGCUCGGGACGAUUAUGACCGACCCCCUCCUCCAAGGGACUACCCUGAGUAUCGUGGUCGACCAAUCACUCCUCCACCUCCGCGUUACCCUCCUGACUAUGCAAGGACUGGUAGCGUGGAGGUUAGUACUCGGUAUAGGUAUGAUGGCGCCAAUUCUUCUCUGAUGAUAGGCUCUGACGCUCUUGUUGUAGACGCCGCUCGGAGAGUCCCCCUCCUCGUGGAGCGUACGAACCUCCGUAUCCAACUGGCCCUCCUCGGGAUCCAUAUGCUGCCGGCUAUGGGGCUCCUCCGCGCGCUGGCUCGCGAGACUACCCACCUUCUCGAGGCCGCGAAGUUGAUUAUCGACGACCUUGAUCUCCUCGAUCUGAUUCGAUGA
Messenger RNA from Pleurotus ostreatus (oyster mushroom), 1470 nucleotides. RefSeq lists its product as uncharacterized. The coding region runs from base 1 to 1470 and encodes 489 amino acids. The transcript is spliced from 7 exons. Gene Ontology annotation, biological process: mRNA splicing, via spliceosome. Gene Ontology annotation, cellular component: nucleoplasm; cytoplasm; ASAP complex. The record is from RefSeq and is a predicted model, not a curated record. NCBI's taxonomy places the organism in Eukaryota, Fungi, Basidiomycota, Agaricomycetes, Agaricales, Pleurotaceae. Gene Ontology annotation, molecular function: RNA binding; zinc ion binding.